AUGGCUCGGAGGGCUGAAGAAUCCGACGCCAUGCUUCCCAUGGCCGAAAAAUAUUCGCUUGAGCCUGAAGAUGCGGCCAUUCUGCCUACCAACCCGACGUCUGCAGCUGCGGCGCUGCCGGUCAUCACCACUGCCUCUGCGGCCUCAGCUCCGACGGCAGCGACCUCUGCGCCAACUACUGCGGCGCCCCUGGCCGCCGAAGCGGCUGCACCCAUCGCAAAGGUGUGA
This is a messenger RNA of Fonsecaea erecta, 228 nucleotides long. RefSeq lists its product as hypothetical. Bases 1 to 228 code for a protein of 75 amino acids. The record is from RefSeq and is a predicted model, not a curated record. Lineage: Eukaryota; Fungi; Ascomycota; Eurotiomycetes; Chaetothyriales; Herpotrichiellaceae. The transcript is spliced from 2 exons.